ACCCGGAGAACGGUUGAGUGUUUGGUUCUUGUUUCGGAUGAUUCCGAUUUUGUGGAGGUUUUGAAGGAGGCAAAAUUGAGGUGUUUGAAAACAGUGGUUGUGGGUGAUUGUAAUGAAGGUGCUUUAAAAAGGACAGCUGAUGCUGCAUUUUCUUGGCAGGAGAUUAUGAUGGGGAAGGCUAAAAAAGAAGCUGUAUCGGUUGUUGGGAAAUGGAAAGAUAGAAAUGUUUUGCAGAGAUUGGAGUGGAAUUAUGAUCCCGAGACGGAGAAAAAAUUGUACUGUGAUGAAAUUGAUGGUGAAAAAUCGGAUCUUGAAUUGUUUAGGUCGGAUGAAUCUGGUUCUUUGUUGGAAGAGGAGGAGAAUGAUGGUAAGUGGUGGGAAUUGGAGAAAUGAGUGGGAAAAGAUCUCGGAAUGAUUAACGAACGUACGAAUAUGCAAUGGUGUGAGGGGUGACAAAUCUUGGUCGUAUUUUAGUCUGAACAAAGGAGACAACAAAGUGUUUUAAGUCGAAAUGUGAGGAAAUUUAGGUUUUCUCGAAAGAGUUAAUCUCAGUUGCAUGUGGUUUAAUGGAAUGGGGCAGUGCUAAUUAUGUGUCGGUACAUUUUCCUGUAGCUGAAUAAGACGUUGGAUUCACAGUCUCGCAUAAUAUCGUUGGAGCUAACUCGUCGCUAUUCAAUCUGAUGUUUGUGCUGAUAGCUUUUUUCCGGUGUAAGUUCAUUU
Molecule: messenger RNA, 720 nt
Organism: Erythranthe guttata (spotted monkey flower)
Lineage: Eukaryota; Viridiplantae; Streptophyta; Magnoliopsida; Lamiales; Phrymaceae
Source: RefSeq, a predicted model, not a curated record